AUGCUUGGGCUCUGGGAAGGUAGUCCCCGGUCUUCCAGUAUGCUGGCUAUCCUUCUGGCUGCGGCUCCAGUGGUUUUGGGACUCAGAACUACAGCCGGUUCACCCUGUACGGAUGUCUGUGGCACAAUAACCAACACCACAUCCUCUGAGAUUUCAUGCCUGGAUCAGUCGUAUAACACAACCUCCACCGGGAAGGAUUUCGAGAAAUGUAUAUCAUGCCAGUUGGAAAGUGACUUCCACAUUUCUGCCACUGGAGAAUCGGAUGUUGACUGGGGACUGUAUAAUCUGCGAUAUGCCUUUUCAACUUGUGUCUUCGGAUACCCAGACUCAAUCUCCAACACCUCCUCACCAUGCCCAGUCGCAUGCGACGGUGUUCGGCCUGCUGUAAGAACCGACAUUGACGAUCCCAGCACGUCGAAUCUGCACUCCUGGUGCGACGAUGUUUCUUUCGCCGACAACGUCGUCAACACAUGCGAGUUCUGCUACAAUCUGACCACAACCCAAGUCUACAUGGCAAACUUCCUCGAAUCCAUCCGCUACAACUGCCAUUUCAAAACAGCCACCGGCAAAACCUUCGACAUAGCCCCAUCCCGAAUCUUCACCCAGUCCCUCCUCCCCUCAAGUUUGUCCCUGACAACCCCAACCUCAGGCGGCUCAAACGUGAACCUAGGCGUGGUAAUCGCCGUCCCGAUCGUAGGAUUCCUAAUCAUCCUAAUCGCCCUAGCAACAUGUUGCUUCUUCUUCAUCCGGCAUCGCCGCAAGAAGGCCCGCCGCACCCGCCAGUCACCCAGUAUGUAUAAUCAGUGGAACGACCCGGCCCUCGCCGCCCAAUAUGGGGACCAGCAGCAGGGCUGGGCGAACGCUGGGUACGGAUAUGGGCCUGGGUCUGGCUUUGGAUUUGUUGAUAAUGAUGGUCGUGGGCAGGAGCUUGCGUAUCAGGGUCAGCAGUCGAAGGGUGGGUUUUCGCAGGGUGUUUUCGAGCAGUCUGAUGUGCAAUAUCAGCAGCAGGCUUAUGAGCAGCAUCAGAUUUAUCUGCAGCAGCAGCAGCAAGGUCAUGUUCCUACUACUCAUGUGCAUGAUCCUGAUAAGAAGGUUCCGCAGCAGUGGGAGUGA
This is a messenger RNA of Penicillium canescens, 1113 nucleotides long. RefSeq lists its product as uncharacterized. The record is from RefSeq and is a predicted model, not a curated record. The transcript has 3 exons. NCBI's taxonomy places the organism in Eukaryota, Fungi, Ascomycota, Eurotiomycetes, Eurotiales, Aspergillaceae. Bases 1 to 1113 code for a protein of 370 amino acids.